Molecule: messenger RNA, 2342 nt
Organism: Schistosoma turkestanicum
Lineage: Eukaryota; Metazoa; Platyhelminthes; Trematoda; Strigeidida; Schistosomatidae
Source: the annotation of a GenBank genome assembly
UUGUGAUCGCUGUCACAGAGUAUUCAAAGUUGUUUGAAUCAGUACGUAACAGCUGAUGAAAAAUACUUAAGUCUGAAGGUCGGUUACGUCAAACAAACACAAGCCUCCAGUUCUCGAUAUACGGUUAUGGAUCCUUUAUGUGCAUCCGCGAACGAAGGUUACCUGCAUAGUAACUAUCGUCAUGUGUUUGAGAUCUUUAUUCUCGUUUGCAUGUCCAUAUUUGGUGCAAAAUCUGUGUUGAAACUAUUCAAGAAGUACAAAGGAGAGUUUCUUCGUGCUGGAUUCGCUGGUGUCGAUAUGAGUAAACCUACUAAACCAACAAUUCCUGAGGCCCAGGGAGUAAUAUGCGGUGUCGUUUUCUUAUUAAUCAUGUUCCUGUUUAUUCCUGUUCCUUUUUGGAGAUACCUGGUUAUCAAAGCUGAUAUGCAGUCAAUAGAGUCAUGUCCGACUGAUAAGAUCAGGAAGGAACAUGAGAUUAUCUUUAAAAGCCAGUUCAUUCAAUUUCUUGCUGGUUUACUGUCCAUAUGUUGCAUGCUAUUCCUGGGAUUCGCCGACGACGCCCUCAACUUACCUUGGAGACAUAAAAUCAGUUUUCCAUUCGUUGCAGGCUUGCCUCUGUUGAUGGUUUACCUAGCAAAUGAGGGGACCACAAGCAUAGCUGUCCCGGUUUUUCUGAGAAAUGCUUUCGGUGGUAGUGUAGACAUCGGUAUUUUGUACUACAUCUAUAUGGGUUUGUUAACUGUAUUCUGUACUAAUACUAUCAACAUAUAUGCGGGAGUAAAUGGUCUUGAAUCUGGCCAAGCACUAGUGAUUGGUGCUUCUUUAAUUCUGUUCAACCUAAUCGAGCUUACUGGUUAUCACUGGCGUGUUCAUCUCUUCUCACUCUACUUUCUGAUCCCAUUUUUGGCUGUAUGUUGGUCUCUAUAUCGUGUAAACCGAUAUCCAGCGAAGGUUUUCGUGGGUGAUACAUUUUGUUAUUUUGCAGGAAUGACGUUUGCUGUGGUCGGUAUUUUGGGUCAUUUCAGCAAAACACUAUUACUAUUCUUUCUACCGCAAAUCGUCAACUUUUUGUAUAGCACCCCUCAGCUGUUUGGUUUGAUUCCCUGCCCACGACAUCGAUUGCCUCGAUACGAUCCAGCAGAUGGUCUAUUACACCCUAGUCGUGUCCGUUUUCAUCCAAAGUCUUUAUCACGUGCUGGUCAGUUUGUUUUGACUGUGUUCUCGUACGUGGGCAUAAUUGAAUGCAAACUUUGCCCUGAUUGUAUCCCGAAUAUUUCUGCAUCGUCUAGAACAGAAACGAUUGUUUCACAGCCAUCUAAUGAAAAUAUGUCUUCUGAUGAAGAGCAAACAUCAGAAAGACGAAACGCCAGAAGUCGAAGCCCAGUUCAAACAAAAUUACCUACUGAAGAAAUUGUUGAAGUAGACAACCUUACAGUUAUAAAUAUGAUGUUGCGUCUUAUGGGACCAAAAAGUGAACAACAGACCACCAAUAUUCUUUUGCUACUCCAAGUGCUUUGUUCCUGUUUCGCAUUUAUCAUUCGUUAUCCUUUGGCUUGGUUCUUUUAUGAUGUACCAGCCAAGUAAUUGCAAUGAAUGAAUAUUCUGUUCACAAGAUUGAUUGUAUGAAUUGUUUUCUGCAGUGUUUUAGUUGUAUUUAAAAACAUAUUGAUAAUCGUUAUCGAUGUUAGACUGAAGUAUAUAUAUAUAUAUAUCUUACACAACUGAUUGUUGUAUAUUAGCUAUUCUGAUAUAUAUAUAUAUAUAUAUAUAUAUAUAUAUAUAUAUAUAUUCUCUCAUUUUGUGUACAUUUAAUUGCUCAUAUGUUUAUAUCACAAUUAUUAUUAUUAUUGAAGAUGCGUUUCACUCCAUUUAUUGAAUUCACUUUACAAAAUGGCAUUUUUUUUUCUUACUGUUUCUCUCAAUUCAUCCUCAUUUUCAUGUGAUGUUUGAUUUUGUUGUGUUUACAUAAAAUUACCAUCCGAUGUUUAUUUACACAUAAAUAUAAAUGUAUAUGUGUAGAAGUGUAUGUGAUGAACAUGCGCAUAGCUAACAACAACAACUCACAUUCACAUACACUACCUAUUUUCUGCACGUGUACUUCCAAUGUACGAAUCAGUUAUUAAAUAUUGUUCAUUGUCUAUCUAUAUCUACAUAUAUAUGUCAUGAAGAAUUCUUUAAAAAAAUGUUUCUAUACAUUUUACUUUAUAAUAAUAAUAGUAUUAUAUAGAACAUGAUAGAUUUUACUGUGAGAGAUGAUUGUGUCAUUGUUGAAAUCAUAUAAACUUGGUGAAUUGUUUGUUUGUUUGUUAAAAUUUUACAGACAGAUUUUUAUUUGUGGUUAA